AUGACGCUUUGCCUAGAGAGCAUCCCACAGGAAAUUCUAGAGAAUAUUGCCUUCCAUCUCGGUACCAACACAUUCCUAGGUCCUCCCUCUGACCUCGCUUCGUUGGUGAUAACAAAUCGCAAUCUCGAAUCUCGCCUGUCGCUCUCGAAGAAUCACACGGUGUAUGCCAAGAUCUUUGCUACCAAAUUUGACCUUUCGAUAGCGACGCGGCGUCUUGGACCAGAUAGAAUAUCUCCACCCAUAUUGGCGCAAGAGCUUCAGCGUCGAUGCGUUUAUCUGAAGCGUCUUCGUUCGCAAAUAGAUGCGACAUCACCCCCUUCACAAGAAUCUGAUGAUCAAAGCCUCCAGGAACUUUUGUUCCACGCUUAUCUUCUUAUGCUUGAAAAUGAAGGACGGAAUGAACGUCAGCUCCGGGAAUAUGGGAAUAUUGAUUCGUGGCUGCAAGAGUACUGGUUCAGUGAUAAUGGGAGGUCACUAGCAAAGCGGUCUAUCAAAGCCAACAAAUGGCCUUCACAAACCGACCACUCUGCAGUCGCCAUGUGGCUAUUUUGGUUUCUUCUCAGACCAGAGGAAUACACUCGCGAUGUGGAGGCGUCUUGGGACGUUCUGAAUAUUCUGAAGUUGUUUGCCUUGGGUGCACAUCGAUAUCCUUUGACUUCGCCAUCGUGGCUUGACUUCAUUCCUCCACCUCAUCCUCGCGAGUCCAAUGAAAUUAUCCAUUACUCGCAGGUGUAUUGUAUUAACCCUCCGCCCCUUGCUUCUCCGGCCAUACUGUCUUUUCUCACACUUGUGAAUCGGAUGCUUGGUUCGCCUGAAUUUCCUACUUCGAUAGAGCGUGCACGGCCCGUUUUGCUGCGACGAUCGACAAAUGGCAUGGAGUGGGAGUGUGAAUGGGGCCGAUGCAUUAGUCUCAGUCAACCAUCGUUUGACAAGGUAUUAAUGAUGUCUUUUACACCAGGAAGUAUUGAAGGUGCUUGGGAAGGGAUUUUUACUUAUACCGAAUUUACUGCAUACGCGGCGCUUUUGUCUGGAGCACCACCUCCUGUUUUGCAGAAAAGUCUUGUGGUCAAGCAUCGUCAAACAUGGAAGCUUCGCGAACACCACCUCCUGGCUACGGAGCCCGUUGCCGGCUCUUUAUUGCCGACUAGUAUCGAUGACGUUGACCCCUUAUCUCCCGGGGACCCCUUGAGAUCGUAUUUUCCAACCGGAAUUCAUAUCAAAGAGGAUCACGAUGGACUUGAAGUUCGCGAACCUGGUGGAAAGGAGCCUCUUUAUUACCAGAGAGCACGUCGUCUUCAGCCAGACGAACAGAGACUCGUCUGUGACAUCAUCAUAACAGGCGAGGGACAUUCAGCGUGGGGAGAAUUCAAUCUUGUCGGCAGGGUUCGCCCAUGUGACGGCUUCAUCAGUCUCUCUAAGGACUACGUUGAUGGCGAUCGAGGAAAGUGGCUCUAUCGGGGGUACCUUAUCGGGAAUGCUGACGGUAAUUUGGCCGGAAGGUGGCGCGACACUUUGAGCCCUGUCGCUGUGCCCGGCUACGAGGGUUGCUUCACGAUGUCACGGCGUCGAUGAGUCACUUUAUUGCGAGCGGUGUGCUAUCUGCCCCACAAAUAUAGUGGUAUUUUGUCCAUAUUGGUCAUCGGGUUAUACGGUGGCAAAUGCCAGAAAUUUUCUUCGGACCUACAGACCAGCCUCGUUUUUCUCAUCGCGAUGAAAUAAACAGCGGGUGUUUAAUCCUUAACAGCGCGAUUUCUCUGUGGAUGAAGGAGCGUGUC
This is a messenger RNA of Desarmillaria tabescens, 1775 nucleotides long. RefSeq lists its product as uncharacterized. Lineage: Eukaryota; Fungi; Basidiomycota; Agaricomycetes; Agaricales; Physalacriaceae. The transcript is spliced from 7 exons. Bases 1 to 1572 code for a protein of 523 amino acids. The record is from RefSeq and is a predicted model, not a curated record.